UUCUGACGCCGCUCUCAACGGGUUCCGUGGUGUAGUGGUUAUCACAUCUGCUUUACACGCAGAAGGCCGCCAGUUCGAUCCUGGCCGGAAUCAUAUGUUUUUGAUAAAUCAUAACACAGAAUUAUAUUUUACUCUCCAACUUCUUAAUACAAGGUUUUUUAUCCACACACAUAUCAUAUACAGCGAGUGAUUUUUCUUUUUUUUAAUCUUUUGUAUUGUUUUAUUUCCAGUUAAAUAUCGUUCAUUUUAACGGGGCAUAAAAUUGAAAAUUAUUAAUAUUGAAAAAAUUAUCUUUCUCUACGGAGAGUAAAACCGGACAAGCCGCCUGACUUUCACAUUUUAAAAGCUUUAAAAAUAAUUACAGUGAAAACUAAACCUUAUUUAUAAUAGUUAUAAUUCUCUUCAAUAUGUUAUUACACUCAAAUACACUUAUAAAGUUAUAUUCUAAUCAUUCACAAUACAACAUGAAUUCAACUUCAUCAACUCAAUAGUCAUCAGCACACGAACUAUUUUCCAUAUUAUUAUCCUCGGCCUGUGGACGUCUCACUGUCGACAUCCGGCGAGCUCUCAACUGAUUACUAGAACACCUCUCAACACAAACCCGCACAAUACAACACCUUUUCCGACACAUCAGUUCAUUAUCAAGUUUUUCUUAUACAUAUUCAUGAUUUAUUUAUUCACAAUAAAUCUUCUCUGUAUCAAAUAACACCAAAAUUUGGUCAGCGCUCGAACUUCAUAUGACGUGUCUGUUUCUACAAACUUUUAAAAUUUUUUCUGUACUAACCUAAUUGUUUGUUGUUAUUUUUGUAUAAAAAGAGCAUUUUAUUUCAGUAAUAUUUGCUUGGAAUAAAAUAGCGUUCGGUUUAAAAUAAAUUUCGAUUUAUAUUCAAAUAAAAUGUAAAGUAAUUUUAUUGAGCGAGCUGUUUGAAAGCCAUUUCCGACGCACAGUUUUUGGAUUGUUCAAAUUGCGCUGUGUUUUCACGGUAGUUUUGUCAAAUUUGCCUAAGAUUUAUAUAACUUGAACUGGUGUUUUCAUCAUAAAAAUAUGAAUUUCUUAUCGUAUUAUACUAUUGUGAAAUAAUUAACAAUAAGUAUAUUUUAAUAUGAUUCUGAGAUCAGUACAUUAAGGUCGAACUUGGUUUAUAUUUUCCAAGAGUCUUAGUUCUCUUCUCCGUCUUAAUAUCUGUAUAUAAUGCAUGUUUGUGUUGUAACUAUUGUUUGUACGUUGAUGUGGUCUAGUCACUCGUACGUUCAAAUCGAGGGCGAGCUUUCUUUCGACGUACAAAUUCUAAACGAUGUGGACGGUAGAGGUCCGACCGCCGUCAACAACACGCGGUCUAAAGACGAAGUCGAGGCGGACUUGAGGGAGGGUGCUGGUGACGGUAGAGUGACGGCCGGGGCCAUCCUGGAGUGUGAGUACCAGUACCCUGAGAGACAACAGCUCCAGGCACUCCUCAGCGACAUGAUGAACCAGCUCGCCCAGAUAUUUGUUCGAACACAAGAGUUCGAUCAAAAGGGAAGCAAGCGCUGGGUGAAGCGGUUCCGCGUGAUCCGGAAACAGGAGUCGGGAGAAUUCGAAGGAGUCUUCAAGAAUAUGACACGAGAAUACAAAGAGUUCUACGAGACGACUCUGAACAGACUGAACCGGACGGGAGACCCCUGUCUCCGGCAGGAUGAGUUAAAACAGACCUGGCAGAGUCUGCUGGCGGAGUCGCAGAACAUGUUGCAGCGAGCGGCGGCGACCAGCGUGCAGCGAGUACAGCGAGCGAUCGACACCCCCUCACAGAGGAGGCUGGAGGAGACGGUCGCCAGGCUGGUGGCCACCGCGCGCUCACACCACCUCGACCAACUGUGCGACCGCUUCCAGCUCUGCUAUGAUGAACUGUUACAAAAAUGAUACACACAUACGUACACAUUAGAUACGAGAACUGACUCACCUACAGCAUGCCUCAGAGAUGUGAAUCGGAAAUAUUUAAAGUUAAUAUAAUUUAAUUAUUAUAAAUCAGUUCAUGUAAUACAAAACCAAGAUGUUUAUUUUAUUAUUUCA
Danaus plexippus (monarch butterfly) is the source of this 2047-nucleotide messenger RNA. RefSeq lists its product as uncharacterized. The transcript has 3 exons. The record is from RefSeq and is a predicted model, not a curated record. Bases 1193 to 1897 code for a protein of 234 amino acids. NCBI's taxonomy places the organism in Eukaryota, Metazoa, Arthropoda, Insecta, Lepidoptera, Nymphalidae.